Messenger RNA from Jatropha curcas, 2675 nucleotides. Its product is annotated as ferric reduction oxidase 7, chloroplastic. Lineage: Eukaryota; Viridiplantae; Streptophyta; Magnoliopsida; Malpighiales; Euphorbiaceae. Gene Ontology annotation, cellular component: plasma membrane. Gene Ontology annotation, molecular function: ferric-chelate reductase activity. The record is from RefSeq and is a predicted model, not a curated record.
GUUCCCUUUUGUUUUGUAUUUCUGGACUGAAAUUCAUUAAGCCCAGAUAAUUAUUCUUAAGUGUGGUUCAGAUUUUCUGAGGGUUUAUUUCCUUCUUAUAUCGUUUUCUUGUUUAUACAAUGACGUGGUGAUGGGUUCCACAAGUUUCGUUUAUAUUGCUGAAGUUUCUUUAUAUUCAGGUAGUUGUAAGUAAUUGAGCUCCUUGAUAAAGGUACUAAAACAAUUUCACCUUUCCAUGGACGAAUACUCAGCUCAGGAACCUCUUCUUUCAAGUCAAGGUGUCAAGAAGACACCUUUUUUUAUAUCAUCAGUGAAAUGGAUUCUCAAGACUCUAAUGUGGGUGAUUUUUAUGGCAUGGGUUGCUAUUAUCUUUUUCUACCCAUCAAAAUUUGGCAAUGAAUUGUUUGAGAAGUGGAUCCGAGCCACUGAUGGAACUCUUUUCGGUCUUUCAGGAAGCUUAUUCCUGUUAAUGAGCGGACCAAUUCUUCUUAUUGCAUUUCUUGCUAUUACACAUCUUAUCAUCUCUGGGGAAGAGGAGUUCCAGCAGAAGAAGCGUUCAAAGUAUCCAAGAGUUCGCUUGUGGACAUUUCCUGUUAUUGUAGAUGGACCAUUUGGGGUUGUUACUGCUGCUGAGUUCAUUGGGAUUCUUCUCUUCAUUGUGUACGUUGUUUGGGCUAUUUAUUCUUAUACACUGCAGAAUAUCAGCAUUAUCUCCGCAUGGCAAUUGACUUUCAGAGAGAAAAGCAUUUGGCUGUUAGAAUUGACGGGACUUCGACUUGGGGUGAUUGGAUUAUUUUGCUUGGCAUUUUUGUUUCUUCCAAUUGCAAGAGGAUCAGUUCUUCUCCGCCUUGUUGAUAUCCCUUUUGAGCAUGCUACAAAAUACCAUGUGUGGUUGGGACACUUAACAAUGCUGCUGUUUACCCUGCACGGCCUAUUUUAUGUUAUUGGAUGGGGAAUGCGUGGCAACCUCUAUCACGAAAUAUUGGAAUGGAAAGAUGUUGGCAUUGCCAAUCUUGCAGGAGUUAUCAGCCUUUUAGCAGGACUCCUGAUGUGGGUGACAUCACUCCCUGGUGUGAGAAAGUGGAGCUUUGAAUUGUUCUUUUACACCCACCAACUGUAUGUGGUGUUUGUCCUAUUCUUGGCAUUCCAUGUUGGUGAUUUUAUUUUCAGCAUGGCUGCUGGGGGAAUAUUUCUCUUCAUGCUUGAUCGAUUUUUGAGAUUUUGCCAAUCACGAAGGACUGUAGAAGUUGUCUCAGCAAAGUGCCUUCCAUGUGGAACAGUGGAAUUGGUCCUUUCAAAACCAGGAAAUUUGCGAUACAAUGCCCUUAGUUUUGUUUUUCUCCAAAUUCGGGAAUUAUCAUGGCUGCAAUGGCAUCCUUUCAGUGUUUCAUCAAGUCCUUUGGAUGGUAAAUAUCAUCUAUCCAUUCUCAUAAAGGUCCUUGGGAAAUGGACAGCCAAGCUUAGAGAAAACAUAAAAAAUAUAUCCGCGGCAGAAGCAGCAGAUCUGCAGGAGCAACCUACCCAACCAAAUGCCAAAAUAACAGCUUGUGUUGAGGGGCCAUAUGGGCAUGAAGUGCCAUAUCACUUGAUGUAUGAGAACCUCAUUCUAGUAGCAGGUGGCAUAGGAAUUUCACCUUUCCUGGCAAUCCUGAGUGAUGUUCUCCAUCGUAUUAAUGAAGGGAGAUCCUGUUUACCGAAAAAUAUUUUGGUUGUUUGGGCUGUUAAAAAAUCAAAUGAGCUCCCUCUCCUAUCAACCAUCAACAUGGAGUCAAUUUGUCCAUAUUUCUCCAACACACUUAAUCUGGAGUUUCAAAUUUAUGUUACUCGGGAAACAGAUCCCCAAUUGGAAGAGGGAGUAGCUCACAAGGCUAAAAGUUCUUCUCUGUGCACAGCAUCCAAGGAAUGUGGCAUGUCAGUGUUGGUCGGUACAGGUGAUAAUAUAUGGUCUGGACUUUAUGUCAUUGCAUCCACAGUGGGCUUUGUUAUUUUACUGGGUUUUUUAGAUUUGUUCUAUAUAAACCCAUAUGGCAUUCAAUUAUGGUGGUACAAAGGACUUCUUUUUAUGGCAUGUAUGGCUGCAAGUAUUUUAAUCUUUGGAGGCUGUAUAGUUGUUUUGUGGCAUCUAUGGGAAAGGAAAACUUCAGCCAGGGACAAAUCCGAAGAAAAUGGGAUAAAGGCCGACAAGAUGCCACGCAACGGAGAUGCGGAAGACAAAAAUUUGUACGAGGAAAACCUUGCACGUUCUACCAUGGUUCACUAUGGUUCGAGGCCAGAUUUCAAAGAUAUUUUUGGAUAUGUAUCAAAGCGAUGGGGCCUUGUUGAUGUGGGUGUCCUUGUAUGUGGUCCUCCAACACUUCAGUCCAGUGUGGCUAGAGAAAUCAGGUCUCAGAACCUAAGGAGAGAAUCUCAUAGUCCGGUAUUUCAUUUCCACAGCCAUAGCUUCGAUCUGUAGUGUCAUCCUGCGAUCCUUCUGUUCCCAUUUACAGUAUUAGCUAAGAAUCCUAAUGCAAAAUGCAUGUAUAGUGUGUAUAUCUGUAAUCUCUAAGUGAAGAACGAAGCAUGCUUUCUGUAGUUUCAUUCUGAUGUAUGUAAUCCAUAUGUAUGUAUAUACGCUGCCUGUCACUGUACCUAAUAUUUAUCUGUAAAUAUAGCAUAAGGUUAACUAUUUGUGGGAC